AUGGAAUCGCAGCGUGAUUCCAGAACUGCACCUUUCUACCCUGUCCCGCCUCGACGUUUGGGCAAUGCAGGAAUCCAAAACAUUUUGAACCCGCCCAAAGCUGAUACACCCGCUCAGCUAUCACUGCGACCAGAGGAUGUUAUGGCUCGGCAAAUCCAGUCCAUCAGCUGUCCAUCAAAUAAUGUUUUGCUCAAAGUCACUGUCCCAAAAAGAACAGGCCGAAAACGCAAACGAGGCUCGGACGAGCCCUUCACUGAGGCUAGUUCAAUGGCCGAGUCUCCUACGCGACAAACCUCAAAAGACUUGCUGCGCAAUCUACAAGACAAUGCCUCCAAAUACCGCAUUGAAGCGGUAGGGAAAAUAGAACGUACACAUUUAUUUCGAGGCCUGCCGGACUUCAUGUGGUCGUCCACUCGCAGUUCCUUCACGAAUCAAUUCAGCCAGCAUAUUACUCCUUAUGACUUGGAUAAAAUGAAGAAAUUCCAGAUCAAUAUGUCCAAAGGUGCCAUUACGAAUGUGGACAUCAUCCCGCCGCCCUCAUUCACCCAGGGCGAUCUUCCAUUCCAGUACAUGUAUCGCCAAAAUCCAACAGUGAAACAAGCCGUCGACGAAUCUGGCAAAAUGAUCACAGUGAACACCCAGCAACCGACGAAGAUUCGCAGCCAUCUCGUCGCAUUCGACAUUCCCGUUGUCCCAUCCGAGCCCCAAGAAGACCUCGCUCCAAUCGAAAGCCUCGAUCCGAUCCUUCGUGGAACCAUCGAAAGGGUCAAAAAGCUCUUCGAAGAACGACCAGCCUGGACCCGACGUGCUAUUCGCAGUUACUUGGCGUCAGAUGAACAGCAACCCCUUCUCCGCCAUGCAUUGCCCUAUGUUGGGUACAUUUUCCGCUCUGGACCGUGGCGCGACGCUAUCAUCAAGUUGGGCGUGGAUCCGCGCACUUCCCCAGAGUACCGUCAUUACCAAACGUUCAUGUUCCGUGUCGCCGAUUCCAAUGAAGCCGACCUCGACAAUCCCAAUUCCGUCUCCGGGUCUGCUCAUGCAGACACACACAUAUUCACUGGCCAAUUACCCCUCCCACGCGACGGCCGCAUCUGGAUGGCCGGUGAUAUCAAAGAUCCAAUUCUCGCCUCGAUUCUCUAUCCUGCCGAUCCACCACCCUCCUUCUUACGCUCGGAAUGUGAAAUCAUCAGUGACGGCUGGUUUGGUAAUGGCACAAUGGCAAAAGUGAAGACCAUUAUGCGAGCCAAGAUCGCGGCUCUCGUUGAAAAUUCCACGGCGUCGGACUCUGAAUUUCAGCGCAUUGCUCUAUUCCCCGACCAUGCAUCUAGCGAGGAGGAUCUCGCUGCUUACUUUACGGUAGAUCCGGCAACGUCGUCUAGUAAGGAGAUCUCUUAUGCGACGGAGGUGAGAGCGUCUAUCAAGGGGGCCCCGCUUUGGAGAAGAAAGAAUGAAAAGGAGUCGUAUGGGAUGGAGAAGAGACCUGGCCGUGGUGGACCAAGGAAGAGGGGGAAAAUGGUUGAAUUUGAAGGGGUGGAUGCGAAUAAUGAACCAGAGCAGAGUGAGGGUGAAGAAGAGGAGAUGCAACGGAAAGAGAUACUCGAGGAGCAGGUCGCUGCCGCUCUGGCGGCAAGAGAUGCUGCCCAGGAAGAGGAAGAAGGUGAAGAGGGAGAUAAUGAUGAGGAUGAAGGAGAGGACGUGGAUGAGGACGAUGAUGACAAUUGA
Messenger RNA from Penicillium maclennaniae, 1722 nucleotides. RefSeq names its product transcription factor TFIIIC subunit TFC1. Gene Ontology annotation, biological process: transcription initiation at RNA polymerase III promoter. The transcript has 6 exons. The coding region runs from base 1 to 1722 and encodes 573 amino acids. NCBI's taxonomy places the organism in Eukaryota, Fungi, Ascomycota, Eurotiomycetes, Eurotiales, Aspergillaceae. Gene Ontology annotation, cellular component: transcription factor TFIIIC complex. The record is from RefSeq and is a predicted model, not a curated record.